GCAAAAUUGUUAACGAGUGUUCGAAUCGAAGAGCAUCGAAAGAAGGGUUUUAUAGUUGUUUUGAUAGUUUCUCCUCCUCCGCCUCCUUUCCGGCGACGGUAGCUAUUCGUCUUUCACCAGGUUCACUCCUUCUUGGCCGGCACAUAGUCAUAGUUGUUUGUGCAAGGCUUCCAAGAAAUAAACUUAGGAUGGAUUGUGAGGAAAACGUUGGGAAGGAGUCUCUCGUUCUGAUAAAACAAGGAGCUGAGGCUAGGGUGUUCGAGUCAACAUUUGUGGGGAGGAGAUCCAUCGUGAAAGAGCGGUUCUCGAAGAAGUAUAGACACCCGAUUCUCGAUGUGAAACUCACACUCAAACGAUUGAAUGCUGAGGCUAGGUGUAUGACGAAAGCAAGAAAGCUCGGGGUCUGUACACCAGUCCUCUACGCAGUGGAUCCUCUCCUUCAUUCCCUGACACUUGAGUACAUCGAAGGCGUCUCUGUCAAAGACGUUUUCCUAGAGUUUGGCGCCAAUGGGAUAGUCGAGGAGCGGUUGGAUGAUAUCGCCGCUCAGAUUGGUGAGGCCAUAGCUAAGCUCCAUGAUGGUGGUUUGUCUCACGGUGACUUGACCACAUCAAACAUGUUAGUCAGAAGCGGAACGAAUCAGCUGGUACUAAUUGAUUUCGGGUUGAGUUUCACGUCCACCUUGCCGGAAGACAAAGCUGUUGAUUUGUAUGUGCUUGAAAGAGCCUUGCUCUCAAUGCAUUCUUCAUGCGGAAACGUGAUGGAUCGUAUACUAACAGCGUAUAGGAAGUCCUCAAAGCAAUGGUCAGCCACGUUCAACAAGCUCGCUCAAGUGAGGCAACGAGGAAGAAAGCGUACUAUGAUUGGAUGAGCCAAAGAUCUCCCAGUAACUUGUUAUAAAGCUACGUAGGAAGAUCAUCAUGCCUUUUGAGUGUUUAGCACAUGUACGCUGCCUCUGUUUUAGUAUUUGAUUACAAUCCAAACACACUAUAAUUGUUGUUUGUUUCGCAGCCACUGUGUUAGAGAGUGAGUGCACAUUGUUUAACUCAUUAUAUGAUGUAGCUAGUUUCUUUAUUUUUGAUU
Brassica oleracea var. oleracea is the source of this 1081-nucleotide messenger RNA. Its product is annotated as TP53-regulating kinase. Gene Ontology annotation, biological process: protein phosphorylation. Gene Ontology annotation, cellular component: EKC/KEOPS complex; cytosol; nucleus. The transcript is spliced from 7 exons. The record is from RefSeq and is a predicted model, not a curated record. Gene Ontology annotation, molecular function: ATP binding; protein serine/threonine kinase activity. The coding region runs from base 189 to 869 and encodes 226 amino acids. Lineage: Eukaryota; Viridiplantae; Streptophyta; Magnoliopsida; Brassicales; Brassicaceae.